AUGGCGCCCCCUGGCUGUUGGCUGAGAGUACGAGCAGCAGCCUGUGACAGGAAGGGUUCUCCUGGACGUCGCUUGCUUUUGGUCCAGAAGCACUCGUCCAGCCUGUUGUGGAGUUUAUUUUGGAGGAAAGCAAAACCACAGCAGGGUAACACGGGAAGUUGUAAUAUUUUCGUGGAACCUUAUUGGCUGGAGCAGUCAAAGACAUCCUGUAAUAAGUGGUGCGAAAAUGCGCUCGUUUUUACCUGCAGUGGCCGAACAACUAUUCCAAGACAUACAGAAAGCAUACCAGGAGGCUUCUCAAAGCUGAAGUUUGUCUUCGGGUCUUGUGCAUUACAGGCUUUGGAUUUGGUUGACCAGCACUCAGUCACCUGUUUGACAGCUCCCAGUGGACGCAAGGCCUUUCAGGUAACAGGAGGCUCGGGACGUUUGUACACUUGCUUCUUGUCCUGCCACUACUGCCCAUGUCCAGCCUUUGCCUACAGUGUGCUACGUAGAAAUGACGGCCUGGUGUGCAAACAUAUCCUGGCUGUGUACCUGAGUCAGGCUAUGGCUGCGACUCAGCAGGAAAGCGUAUCUGAUCAGCAGAUGUCCCUGCUGCUCAGUGGGACGAUGGACCCGUGACUGCAGGUAGAUCGACACACCAGGCCCUGCAGAGGCAUGUGCCGGAGCACCAAGAAUCCUGGAUAGAAGCCAGUGUAGUGACAUUCAUGACACAGCAGGGAACGCUGUUAUGUCUCUCUGAAAGACCACAGAUGUUGUUCUAUUCAUCUUUUCUUUUGGAAGAGUUCUUAAUCUGUUUUCAAGGAAAUAACAUCUGUUUGCUGAAUAUGGACUGCUCUAUAUUUGGUCUCCUUUUAUCUGAAACUGUCAGUUCAUGAGGCAGCAUCUUCAUACUGAAAGCACUUAAGAAGCUUUCCAGUGUGGGAAAUUUAGACUGUCACAUGGUUUGCAAUUUUAACCUCGGGGGUAAAAAGCUGGCAUUUAACAAUAUAAACAUUGCCUUUAUUAACAAAAUAGUUCACCAUACAUACAGCUUUUAUCAUGUUAAAUAGCAAUAUCAGUUAGCAGUUUUGUUGGAGAAACCAAAGAAUGGCCUCUGGAAAACUUGAACAUCAGCUUGACCACAGAGGAAGUUUUUCCUGAUUAGUAGCAACUCUGACAGACAGGUACUUCGAAAUGAAAGGCAGGAAUGUUGAAUUCAGUCAACUUAUUUCGACUUACUGUUGAACUUGAAAAAGAAGGCAAUAGUUUGACAUCGAUAGCUGGCUGAGAAAAGCUGAACACCUACAGUACUUUUUUUUUUUUUUUUUUUUUUUUAACACACAUCAGUCAACAUAGACAGUAAUACAACGUUACAGUGCAUUUACAGU
Molecule: messenger RNA, 1370 nt
Organism: Pundamilia nyererei
Lineage: Eukaryota; Metazoa; Chordata; Actinopteri; Cichliformes; Cichlidae
Gene: zswim7
Product: zinc finger, SWIM-type containing 7
Exons: 5
Coding region: 1-621 (206 amino acids)
Biological process (GO): double-strand break repair via homologous recombination
Cellular component (GO): Shu complex
Molecular function (GO): zinc ion binding
Source: RefSeq, a predicted model, not a curated record